Messenger RNA from Cinara cedri, 366 nucleotides. NCBI's taxonomy places the organism in Eukaryota, Metazoa, Arthropoda, Insecta, Hemiptera, Aphididae. The record is from the annotation of a GenBank genome assembly.
AUGUUUGGUUGGUUGAAGAAGGAUUCUAAUGAUACAGGUGUUGGGCAGGAUUUUGUACAUGUGAUAUCUCCUCUUGAUGAUAUAAAAAGCGCUUUAAAUGAAGCUAUAGCAGGCAAGUAUUCAAAAUUAGAUGAGGUUGUAAAGAAUAUUGCAAACUAUAAAGACCAAUUUGUUGUGUUGGAGACUGAAAGCUUCAUGAAUUUCUAUAAACAACAACUUCAUUUAGUUUUAACAGGAAGUUAUCUAUAUAAUAUAUUUUUUCCAUAUAACCUUAAUCAAGAAAAGUUAGUACAUAAGUAUCGUAUAAGCGAACUUGUAUUACUAGCAAUUGCAGCUAACGAUCAGCUUGCUGAAAAAUACCAUGAG